AUGCAAGUCGCAGAGAUCCUCUCGGACAUAAAUUCUCUCCGCGUCUGUGGCCAUAGCGAGGCCCUGGCACUGGUGAAUGUGCACAAAAACCUCAGCGCGGAUUCAACCGAGUCUGGUGGCGCAUUGGAAGAUAAGAGCCCGGCAGACGACAAGGCUGAUCUUCGUCGUGCAAAGGAACUAGUUGAACUGCACUAUGAGGUGAAAGCGAGACAUGUCGACGGAACUGUUGAUGAAGAGCUGAGUAAAGCUCGGAAAAGAUGUCCAGCGCGUUUUGGCAGAGUUGUCAACUGUCUGAUUCACUCGCUGGGACCUUUCUUUUGA
This is a messenger RNA of Penicillium mononematosum, 321 nucleotides long. RefSeq lists its product as uncharacterized. The record is from RefSeq and is a predicted model, not a curated record. Bases 1 to 321 code for a protein of 106 amino acids. The transcript has 2 exons. NCBI's taxonomy places the organism in Eukaryota, Fungi, Ascomycota, Eurotiomycetes, Eurotiales, Aspergillaceae.